CAGUAGUCACUCGCCAAUCGCCAUUCGUUUACCGUCACUCAGUAAUUAGUCAGUAUUCGCUCCUGUGGUCGCCGGUUACUAUCACUUGAUUGUUUGACGCCGACUCGACGUUAGUUAUUUGUCUUACACGCUGCCGGCCAAGCAAUUUUUAUAACUAUGGAGAUUGAAAUUGUAACAACCACUGACAAGAAUAUUGGAAAAAUUAAAGUAACAGAUGCUUCUCAGAUUAGUGAUAUCAAGAAAAGCAUAAGCAAAGUAAAGUCAGUUUUAUAUCCAGACAGACAAUCUAUCAGGCUUGAACCUAAAGGAAAAACUUUAAAGGAUACUGAUAAAGUUAAAGACUUAGGAUUAAAAAAUGGAUCAAAACUUUAUGUUAAAGACUUGGGCCCUCAAAUUGGAUGGUCUACUGUAUUUAUGGCAGAAUAUGCCGGACCCUUAUUUGUAUAUUUAAUAUUUUAUGCAAGGCCUAGUCUAAUUUAUGGUGCUCAAGCUAAUCAAAAGAUGUCACACAUUGCUGAAGUUGCUGCUUACUGUUGGUCAUUCCAUUAUGCAAAGCGUGUGUUAGAAACAUUGUUUGUGCACCGUUUCUCUCACAACACAAUGCCAAUAAUGAAUCUUUUUAAAAACUGUUCAUAUUACUGGGGCUUCACUGCUUUUGUUUCAUACUUUGUCAACCAUCCAUUAUAUACUCCACCAUGUACAAUUCAAUUUUACUUUGGUCUUGGUACUUUUAUAUUCUGUGAAUUAGGCAAUUUAAGCAUUCACGUUGCACUGCGAAACCUUCGUCCUCCGGGUACCAAAAUCAGACGUAUUCCUGUUCCCACUAUAAAUCCUUUUACACUUCUUUUCAACUUAGUUUCUUGCCCUAACUAUACUUAUGAGGUUGGUAGUUGGAUUGGAUUUACUAUAAUGACAUCUUCAUUUUCAGCUGGAUUAUUUACUUUUGCUGGAUUCUACCAAAUGGCAAUAUGGGCUCUUGGUAAACACAAGAAUUACAAAAAAGAAUUCUCUGACUACCCGAAAUGUAGAAAGUCUAUUAUACCAUUUUUACUUUAAUUUGUACUGAAUGUUUUAGAUAAGUUUUUUCUAGGACUGAAUAUGGUGGGUGUGUAUUUUUUAUAGGUGUUUUGGUUUGUAUCUUGGGGAUACUAUAUUAUGUUUAAAAUGUAUUGUUGUAUGUUUUACAACUGUUAAUUAAAAUACAAAUAAUUGAUCAAAUUG
This is a messenger RNA of Melanaphis sacchari, 1221 nucleotides long. RefSeq names its product probable very-long-chain enoyl-CoA reductase art-1 (gene Sc2). Gene Ontology annotation, biological process: very long-chain fatty acid biosynthetic process. The transcript is spliced from 7 exons. The record is from RefSeq and is a predicted model, not a curated record. NCBI's taxonomy places the organism in Eukaryota, Metazoa, Arthropoda, Insecta, Hemiptera, Aphididae. Gene Ontology annotation, molecular function: oxidoreductase activity, acting on the CH-CH group of donors; protein binding. The coding region runs from base 157 to 1056 and encodes 299 amino acids.